AUGCCAGUGAAUAGCCAAUCGAGCGACUGUAUUAGUGUUCUAAAGGCGAAUAUAUCAUUAUUGCUAUCAUCAACGAAUGCUAAAUUGCUGUUGGCUAUAGCAAUCUUUGUUAACAAAGCUGAGGAUGAUAGAUGUACAUAUUCUUUCCAAAGCCCAGACUAUCAAUUCUAUAGCACUACAACCAAGGCGAUUAGGUUCCUGAAGGAAGGUAGAUCAAUGAUUAAUACUGAUAGCGUGAAUUGUAGGGCUGACACCUGUAAUCCUUCUCUUUCAACCAUUACCGUCAAAUACUCAAAGCCAGUCAUAUCGCAAAAGAUGAUAGCCUUUUAUUUUAUUGAACUACCACAUUCACUUAAUCACUCUUUCUGUGAAUUUGUUUUGAUUCGGACAAAACUACUUAGGGACAAAGUGACAGUAGAAGAAGAAACUGAAUACAAAUCAGCGGCAUUGUGCAUUAUAUUUCAGUAUUGUGUUUAUAUUUUUCUUUUUAACAAAGUGAAACAAGCAGAUGGAGACAGCUUGAAGACGUGCGAGGGUGACAUUGUACAAAUCUACAAAGUUCCUGCGUCUCCGUUUCUUUCAAAAAAACGUAAAGCAGAAGUUGGCUUAUUACUUGGCCAGGAAAAAGAAAAAGGAGAAUGCUAUGGACCAAAUUCUUGGUCAACCGUGUGCACUACAUUUACGAAAAGAGGCGUAAUUAAGCAUAUUCUUCGAGAGGGGAUACCAAAUAUCAGUGAUUGGAUAAGAGUAACAAUAUUUCUCUCUUCACUAAGGCGAGUGAGGCGCCUUAUAAAGGAGGGUACUUUUAGUCUGUAUCAAAAUUCAUUGGAAUUUGGGCAAAACGUACCAAAUUUAGCCAAGCUUCAAAAAUUACAAAAGGAAAAAUUUUAA
Mycotypha africana is the source of this 891-nucleotide messenger RNA. RefSeq lists its product as uncharacterized. The record is from RefSeq and is a predicted model, not a curated record. Bases 1 to 891 code for a protein of 296 amino acids. Lineage: Eukaryota; Fungi; Mucoromycota; Mucoromycetes; Mucorales; Mycotyphaceae. The transcript is spliced from 6 exons.